This is a messenger RNA of Styela clava, 1656 nucleotides long. RefSeq lists its product as uncharacterized. Lineage: Eukaryota; Metazoa; Chordata; Ascidiacea; Stolidobranchia; Styelidae. The record is from RefSeq and is a predicted model, not a curated record.
AUUGUUUACAACCACGCCUGAAAAUCUACCCGAAUGACAAAAGUGUCGGAGCGGAUGCGAAAGGGCCCAUUUUUAUGUAACUUUUUGCAUGUUGCUGUUUAGCCAAUGUUACGAAGUAAACAGGGAAUUCGAUGCUCGGGAAAACAUCCUAUGGAUGUCCGUAUCUGUGCGAAAUCGAAACAUCUCAAUGGACCCAUCACGGGAUAGAUGAAAUUUCUGUUCCCGUUUCGAAAUGUUACAUUGCGUGAAAUUAUAAACAGCGACUACAUAUGGUCUGUCUAAAAAUUUCAAUGUAGUGGCGCAAUCAUUCAGCGAUACCGGUAUAAGAUUGCACCAUGGACUCUAGCGAAAUUAUGUUUAUUAUGGUUUGAUGGUUGCUGGUCUUACAAAACAGGAAUUCUCUCAAGAAAUCAAAUGGCAUCGUGUGUUCAAAGUGCACAUGAAAGUUCAGAUUUGUACGACCAACGGGUUGAAUUUAGAUUUUUUUCAAAAUCUAAAGAUGUUGCCCCAGGUAAAGGAAAAGGAGAAACCAUCGAUCCAAAAUGUGUAUACGAUUUCAAAGAACUCGGCCAAAUAAGAGAUUGGAGAAAGAAGCUUUCUAACUUCUGGAUAUCUGAAUUUGAAAUAGAUGGUUUGAAAUGGGCAAGUGUAGAACAUUUUUACCAGGCAAACAAGUAUAAGAACAACUGCCCUGUUUUCUAUAAGAUGUUUUCUUUAUCAUACAAGCCACAAGCAGAUGAUCCAAAGUGGAUAAAAGAACUUCCGGAAGAUUUAUCAACAAAUCCUGCAGCUGCAAAAUCCUUAGGUGGGAAAACUGGUAGAUAUCAAAAGAUAGCAUACCGACCCAAAAAUCUUCUUCUAGAUGCUGGAUUUUUUGACAAUGGUACCUCGGAAAAGAUGAUGGAAAUGGGUCAAACUGCAAAGUAUGAGCAAAAUGCAGAACUACGAGAAGUGUUACUUGCAACAAAAUAUGCGAAACUUGUUCAUAUAUCAAGGGGCAUUCCGCCUACGACUUUCCACGACACCAUGAGAAUUCGCAAAAAUCUACAGCAACAUUGCAUAUGAAUUUGCAAUGAAUUUGAAUUUUUCUUCAGUCAAUGAAUCGAUUGAUUUAAUGGAAUGUCCAAUAUAUUUAUGUAAUGUAAUUGAUGCUGAAGUUAUCAUUAUGUUCUCUGUAAAGUCCAAUUUAUCUUCAAAUGUAGCAAGUUGUAUUUACUUUGAGGUGCAUCAAUUCAUAUUAGUUAAAAUUAUUUUAAAAUAGGUGAACUCUUCGGUGACAUGAUUGUCCGAAUCAAUAGCUUUGAACGUUUUUAGCAUAAGGUUUUUACUACCUGAAACAGUAUUCUGAAAGUCAUUGUUUUCAAAAUUAUAGACUGAUCAUGAUUUAAUAUUUUAGUUUGGCAUUUUUCUACUCUUUCUUCAUUCUUUGAAUAUCAAUUCAAUUAAAAUCGAAGUGGUAAAUCUGUUCAGGUGAUAUUAAUAUCCUUGUGUAUUGCAGAUUUUUUCUAUUUUAGCUGUGUCAAUAUAUCGUCAAUAUAGUACUAAUGAUCAAUUUAUUACCAGUUUCAUUUUUAUAGUUUUCUUACACUUAUAGUACACACAAAGUACCUAUCUACUCUUAUCAAUGUAUAUGUGCAAUAAAUAUAUAAAAUGAUA